Diorhabda carinulata is the source of this 4135-nucleotide messenger RNA. RefSeq lists its product as uncharacterized. Bases 102 to 3308 code for a protein of 1068 amino acids. The transcript is spliced from 3 exons. Lineage: Eukaryota; Metazoa; Arthropoda; Insecta; Coleoptera; Chrysomelidae. The record is from RefSeq and is a predicted model, not a curated record. Gene Ontology annotation, molecular function: zinc ion binding.
AAAUAAACGAACAACGUCAAAUACAAAUUACUCAUCGGGUUACUUUGAUAAAGGAAUGUAACAGAAAUUAUUAUUGGGUGUGACAAUCUUCUCAAUUUGAAAUGAGUGGUGAAAUUGAGGUUCCAGAAACACCAAAUUGGUUACAAGAACUUGAAGCUAAAAGAGAGAAAAGAGUAAAAGCUAGAUUAGGACAUGAAGCUGGAGCUGGUGCCCCUUGUUUGAAAUGCGGAGAUAAUUGCCCAGGACUUGACUUGCAUUUUUGGAGAAAAUGUUGUAAAAUAUGUAAGUGCUCUAAAGAAGAACAUGAGGUUCAAGAUGACGAUAUAUAUGGAUGGGCCCAAUUCCAACUACUAGGUAGUAAACCCAAUAAAAUUAAAAGAAAAAUUGUUUUACCAGGAAAGAAAGAUGAAAUUGAUUUGGAAUGGGCGCCUAAGGGGCACAAUGACACUGUGGACAAGUACCUUAAAACAUUACCUCCUGAACAAUUACCAGUUAAAGGUUCUCAAGCUGCUCAAGAUCGAAAACAACUUCUUCAAAAACAAAUUCCGAUACAUGACAUAGAUCCGACCUUGUGUCAUGAACUUACAGAAGACGAACUGAAGAAGAUGAAUGAUUACAUUGCUCACGUAAAGCAGAGUAGUGUGGGAGUAGGUCAGAUUGUGAGUUUGUCUAGUAUAAUCAAAGGUAAACUACAUAUGUUGAAUCCAGCAGAAGCAGCUAUUUUAUCUAAUCGGUACAGUAAGGGAGUACCCAUGUCUGAAAUUGUUAAAUUACAGGCACAAAAUAAAUCGGGAUCGUUGAGUCACAGCUUAGAAAACAUGUCAUUGAAAAAUAAAAAUCUUCCAUCAGUUAAUCCCAGUUACAUAAAUCAGACAGAAGAUAAUUUAAAUCCUAUAAAUUGUAUCAAGAUGCUUGAUAAGGAUUAUCCUUUUUAUAGUACCGAUACAAAAACAUCAAUGCCCAAUGCUCAAUUUUCUGCUUCUCUUGGACCCAAACAGUUCAAAACAUCCAUACCUACUCAAUCAAAUAUUGAUCCUAAUAUCGAUCCCAGAUACUUACAAAACACCAAUUUUGAUCCGAAAAACAGACCCAGUCACUUUGUACAUCCCACAUCACAGUUUAAUCGAGAUAUCCAUAUGAAUAAAUUACCAUUGAAGAUUCCGUUAGAUUACAACUCUGAAAAUAGUGCUUUUGUGCCUUAUCAAAAAGUGUCAUCAGUGACAAAAUCAGGAACUCCUCAUUUGGAGGAUAAUAUAUCAACUGCACCAAAUUAUACAAAGAAUUUACCUAGUAAUCAGAACAAAUCUGUAAUUGGUAUGAAUCCAAAUUACCAAGAAUUGGGAAAUGAUGAACAAAUGUAUGAAAAUUUACAAAGCUUAAAAUCUGGAAGUAAUUUACCAAAUUAUGCACCAGGUAAAUACAACACGUAUGCUGAGACACAAUCUCCUACAAGGAUACCAAAAAAUGUUAAGGAUUUAGCACUUAGUACAUACGGCUCUACUCAAAGUGAUCCUGGUGGAAUGGAAAAACAAGGUAAUGGGUUCCAUUUAGGAAAAUAUAGGCAGCCAGGCUCCUAUCCCGACAGUAUGCUAACAAAUUCAAAUGGAUUCAGACCUAUAGAUGUUGGAAAUGAUGGAAAUUCUAAUUUGUCAGCUUCACCUUUCCAGCAUAAUCCUGUUUACACGACAUCAGGAGAUAUUGCUAAUUCUAAAUUUGAACACACAAAUCCAAAUUACCACUCGAGUAAUUCUUCUAUUGGUAAACAUGGUGUAAAUCCAUCUUACAGUUUGCAACUUAAGCCUAAUACUCGUCCAGCAUCUAAUCCUUCAACAUUGAGUCAUACUAAUCCAGAUCUUAAAUCUUCAGAAUUUAGUGUUCCAAAUGUACAACAGUAUGAUCCUAAAUUUUAUUCUGAUGCCACUCCAAAUUCACUUGUUCUGGAUAAUAAACAAUUUGAUCCCACAAGUCUUGAUGCACUCAAAUCUAAUCCUAAACAAGGUGGUAUUACAUCUUUAAAUAUGCGUCAUGGUGGAACUUUAGAAGGUUCAGGUUUUAACAUCCCACAGUAUGAUGUAAAUAAUCCAGACACAUUUCAUAUUAAUCCUGAUGAUUCUAAAGUCCAAAAUCCCAGAAAUCUUGAUGCACUUAAAUCACAUUCUAAACAAAGUGGUAUCACAUCUCCAAAUAUGCAUCAUGGUGGAAUUUUAGAAGGUUCAGGUUUCAACAUCCCACAGUAUGAUGUAAAUAAUGCAAAUCAAUUUCAUACUAAUCCUGAUGAUUCUAGAGUCCAAAAUACACAGUUUCAUCCACAAUCAUAUCCUAAAAGUAUUUCUGGGGGCUUGCAUAAUCUCCAGUUUGAUCAACAAAAUGAAAAUUCAUUUAAUAAUCCAUCUGGUAAACAAGUUGUUAGUCCUAAUUUCAAAUAUGGAAAUAAUGAAGGGAGAAAUAUAGGUAGUAAUUUUGCUAUACCUCGGUUUGAUGAAGAUACAUGUAAUAACAAUACCACACAGGGAAGGAGUUUAAAUAAUAGUCCUUUGAAACAAGGAAAAAAAUUAUCCGAAUUGCAUCCUAGCGAUUUAAGAAUUGAUGAAGAUUUUCUCAAUCCGAGCCAUGUGAAUAUUGGUUUAAUUCGGGAUGUACAAUACCCGGAUAUUAAAACAGCUAUGCAUGAAGUUGGUGAUUUUUAUGAAGAAUACAGUCCAGAUAGUAUCAAAGAAAUUUUAAAUAAUGUAAUUUUACCAGAUUGUCAUUACUGUAAAAAACCGUUUAAAGAAAAUGAGUUUGCCGUUACAAUUGAUAGAGCUGAUGUAUUAUUUCACGCCGGUUGUUUCAAAUGUGCGGGCUGCAAUCAGAUUCUAGCCGAUAAUGUUUAUUUUUACAAUAAAGAGACUGAUAACGUCUAUUGUUUGAGAGACUACGCGAAAAUUAGAGGUUUCCCAAGAUGCAAAGCGUGUGAUGAACUGAUUUUCACUAAAGAAUAUUGUUUGGCCGAAAAUUCCACAUUCCAUUUAAAACAUUUUUGUUGUACUGAAUGUGAUAUGCCUUUAGCAGGUCAGGAUUAUACUUUAGAAGAUGAAAUGCCUUAUUGUUUACCUUGUUUUGAGCAGAACAAAGCUAGUAAGUGUAACGCUUGUGGUAAAGUUAUCAAACCCGAUGAGAUUGGAUGUACUUUGAAAGGCGUACACUUUCAUGCUGAUGACAAGUGCUUUGCUUGUAAAGUUUGUAAAACACCUUUGAUGGGAAAGAAACUGUUGUUAAGGAAUGAUAAGUUAUAUUGUUCUCAUGAUUGUUAUGGCGCUGAUCAGUAAAUUGAGUUAAGAAUUGUUUACAUGCAAUUUUUGAUCACAAGUAAUACUUACGAUUAGAUUGAAUAAUUGCGUUGUGAAUUUGUGUAAAUAAGUGUAACCAUAUGAAACAGUCAAAAUUGUAUGUAUUUAUCUUGUAGCCUACAAAUUGGAUGAAAACUGCAGAAGAUAAAUUGCUGGCGAUUUAGCAUUUCCAGUAAAAAAAUCUGUUAGUAUACAAUCUUAUCAUUGGAUAAUAAUUAACAGAUUCAAAAUAUGAUUACAAUUAUUGUUGUAAGGAGGCUCAAUUGUUCAGGCUAUUCUUCAUUGCCUUUUAACUUAGCUUUUCCUCCUAUCAUUACACAUUUAUUGAAUAUUCCGAAGUUUUCUAGAGUGUUUGAAUAACCAAUGAAAAUAUUUGAGAAAAUGGGAUUGGAUAUAAAAGCUGCAAGGUGUUACAAAAAAGGUAUAGUCCCUGGGCCAUCAAUGAAGUCCACUAAAUCCUAUUCAAAGGCCUUCCUUUUGACCAGUCUACCAUGAAUAUUCAUACCGCGGAUUCGAAAUCGGCGCGUUUGCUUUUGGAAACUAUCUAAACAUGAUAUUUUUCAGCCUUCAGGGUUUGUGACAACUUAUUUUAAUGAGAAGAUUAUGUAGCAUAACCACUAUGCGGACGAUAUUGUCCGACAAAAAAAGGGACGCGUUCGCCCAAUCCAAGGACCUAUACACGUCAAUUUUGAGCUUUAUGGGUUCGUGUUUAUAAAUUGGACAAAAGUACCAAGUGUUUUAUUAGUACUUUUUGAAAUAAUUCAUAUCUAUGUCCGACAAAAAUAUGGGCGGUCUGAAAAGAAAAA